AUGAACGCAACAAGCCAUUUCUUUCUAUACACAGAACCCAAUGUACCUGGUGCGGUGACGGCCGGUACUCCAACCUCAAACAGCGUAACCAUUGUAUGGAGUGAACCAGAUGGAGCCUUUGAAGGCUAUGAAGUAACCGUAACUAAGACUGACGAUGGCUCAGCAAUCCUAGACCAGUUCGCUAUUAAUACAGAAACUGCAUCAUUAAAGUUAACGGAACUGUUACCAGAAACUGAAUAUUUGGUGGAAGUUGUUGCUGUGGUCGGUGCAGGGACAUUGAAAGUUGUUAGUGAUGUGGUAUCUGUUACUGUGACAACUGACCGAUCUAAAGUAAAUAUUAAUGAGACAUACACAACCACUUCGUUGAUCGUUGAAUGGGAAGCGCCUGAUCCAUUACCAUUACCAUUGACAUAUAGAGUUACUGUGACUCCCCCGGAAGGAAAUCCUUCAUCACCGAUAAUGGUAGCCGCAACCGAGACUGCACUGGAGAUUAUCGAUUUGACUCCAGGACAAGAGUACACCAUUACUGUGUACGCAGUACAGAAUGACUUGACUGAGGAUGAAAUUGGUACAGCAGUACAAAGAAUAAAACCAACUGCACCAACUGGUCUGACUGCUGGUGAUACCACAUUUAGCACUAUCGACUUCACAUGGAACUUUUCUCCUGGAGAUGAGAAUUUAUUUGAUGGCUUUGAGAUUGAAUAUUCCCCAGUAGACGGUCAAAUACCAUCACCGUACUACCACGACGAUUAUCUACCGUUUGAACUGACGUUGACUGGAUUGAAUCCUAACACAGCGUAUACAAUUAAUGUGUACACUGUCAGCGGGAUUGGUAGCAGACCGCAAAGAAGUAAUCCCACCUCUGCCACCUUUUCUACAAAUGAUGCACAGCCCGGUGACAUCAUUAUCAAAGAAGUCUCAACUGACACAAUUAAAGCCAUGUGGAUUGCGUAUGGGACAGCGCAGGGGUACAAUAUUAAGAUACAAGAGAGUGGAUCCGAUGAUGAGUUAGCCAUACAGUGUUAUGCCGCCAAUGAUGGAACUGAGCAUGUGUUUACUGGACUCACUGCUGGACAGUUGUACACUAUUACACUAGAGAUCUUAGGAUCUGAUAAUAAUCCAAAUGUGGAAAUUAGAACUUACCCAGAAAGACCUGGCAAUGUGUAUGUAGGAAGUCUGACUGCAACUUCUAUCAGUAUAGCUUGGGACCCCGCAUCCAGUGGUAUAGUCCAUGGCUAUUCAGUCAUGUACUACCCCUCUGAAGGCAUACCAAUGCCCCCUAUAACUUACACAAAUGAUGAUGAUCUGAUCCUUCAUAUGACUAUGCUUAGACCUGAGACAACUUUCAAUAUUGUGAUCACAUCAUUUGCUGGUGCAGAGGAAGACCAACAGAUCAGUAUGCCAAGAUAUACAACACAGAGAACAGACAUCCUAUCGCCAUUAGAGGUAAUCAUCAGAAAGUAUACAACAAGUGAGAUAGACAUCAUGUGGGGAAGAAAGGAGAACGAUGAGAGCUCAAUAUACUUGAUAACACUCAACGACAACAAUGGUAAUGAGGAAACUACUGCCCAUUCACCCACAGAUCCUUUGGAGUUUUCAUUCACAUCACUUACUCCAGGUUCACUGUAUAUGAUAGGGAUCUCUCUCACUAUUGACGGUGAUGUAACCACUGGCGAAAUAUCACAGAGAACAAAACCACUGGCACCACUUAAUCUAACCGUGACUGACAUGUCCGUUUCUACUAUCGACUUAUCCUGGGAUGCACCGAGCACUGGUUUAUUUGACAACUUCGUAAUCUCAUACUUCCCUGUGGACGGCUUGGAUGCCUCGCCUCUAACCCUUGCAUCACAUGUUACUACUAUGGCGUUCACUGGACUGUCGCCGAACCAGCAAUACACGUUUGAGUUGUUCAUUACGUCUGGUUCUGAUGACGAUAUGACACAGAGUGACUCUGUGACUGAGUCUGUCACAACUGAUUCUGCUAGUCCUGGUGAGAUCGUUAUAAAAGCUGUGAGCACCACAUCUAUAUAUGUCACGUGGGGCAGUGCAGAGGAUGGGACGGUUUUCUCAGGUUACUUAGUAAGAAUAGAACCUGAAGAUGCUGAGCUAAACGUGAUAUUCAAACUACCGAGUGAUGAACUAACUCAUCUGUUUGAUGGAUUGACGCCUGGACAGGAGUAUAAUAUAUACGUGCAAUUACAAGGUGUUAACGUUGAAGACAGUUUAACACAACGAACAGUCCCUUUACCACCAAAGAACAUAAUAGUGACCAGCACUGAAUCUACUAGCCUGUUGGUAAUAUGGGAACAGGCGAGCGGAGUUGUCCAAACGUAUGAAAUCUACUACGUACCAGAUGACGGUGAAGAAAUAUAUGCUGGAACAACCACUAAAGAUGAUAUUACAUUCACAGUAACAGGUUUGAAUCCUGGUUCACAGUACGAUGUCAGUGUUAACAGUAAAGUAGGCACUGGGGAUUCAGCAUUAGUCAGUGAAGCAGUCACUAGCCCUGGUACUACAGCUGAAAUGGAGUCCAACAAAGUUAUCAUUAAACAAUACAGUCUGGAUAAUAUUGAUAUCAUCUGGAACACUGACCUGAAUCCCAGUAGUACACCUGGACUAUUCCUGGUGUCUCUCUCACCGGAGGAUGGUGGUAGUUAUCCACAAGCUGUACAGAAACCAUCUAGUACUUAUGUGGAUUAUUCUUUCUUUGGUUUGAUGUCUGGUAGACUUUAUACAAUAACAGUAGAAGAGGCAAAUUCUGGUAAUAAUAUCACUGCUACACAGUAUACAAAACCUGCAACACCGGGUUAUGUGACUGUUACAAGUUACACAACUACAACUGUCACCAUUGAUUGGGAGGCAGCAUCAGGAGAUGCUGAUGGCUACCUGAUAUCUUACAUAGACUCUGCAGGUACAGAGACAUCAGUGGGCAUGCUAACACUACCAGCCGAUUCGUUAGAAUUCCAGGUAGACGGUUUGGAGCCUAGAACAGAAUACAUGUUUAAAGUAGUGACCUAUGCUGGUAGUGGUUCUAGUCGUGUUGUCAGUGAUCCAGUUACCAUCAGUAAUUCUACUGAGGAAGUGCCAGCUGAUACUAUCGGAAUUCAACAUUUUGAUACAAGCAAGAUUGAAAUCUUGUGGUCAGAAGUUGAAGAUCCAAUGGUGACCGGUUACUUAUUAUCAAUUGACCCAGCUGAUGGUGAUAAUCCUUCUGACAUUAGACCAACUUAUAUUGCUAAGGAUCCCACUAGGACCAGCAUCAACUAUAGUUUUCUGAACCUUGUUGCUGGCAGGAUGUAUAGUAUUAGGUUACAAAUAUCUGGACCUAAUACUGUGUUGGUGAGUGAACAACGAACAUUGCCAAAUCCUGUGGGUGCCUUCUUUGCUGGACAGGUUACCGCGACAACCAUCUCUGUUUUCUGGGAUAGUCAAAUAGAAGGAGAGCUUACAUCUUACAAAGUGACUUACAAUCCCCCAGAUGGCAGGACUGUGUCACCGACUAUCCUACCGGUAGAUGGUAAUGGUUUGGCUGGAAUCACACUGCAGGGACUCAGUCCAGACACUUCUUAUAUGAUCACUGUUGUCACCAUAUCUGGAGGAGGACUGGAUGCCACUACCAGCACUCCGAAGCAAUAUACACAGACUACUGCUGCAAUACCUGAAGAUGAACUACUGAUCAAGGCAUACACAUCUAGUUUCAUUGAAGUCCUCUGGGCCGUGAGAACUGGGCCAGAAAUCAAUGGUUACCUGAUAAGCAUCGAUCCUGCAGAUGGUGGAAAUCCAUCACCCACAUCUCAGAAAUUACAGGCUAAAGAAAUAUAUCGUUAUAAUUUCACUGGACUCAGUCCCGGUAGAGAAUACACCAUGAAAGUGGAAAUCAUGGGAACCCAGGACGAAGUGACGACUACUCAAAGAACUGUUCCUGCAUCUCCUGGUGUUGUUGUGGAAAUAAGCAACACACCCACAUCAAUAACGUAUACAUGGGCACCUGCUAUUGCUACAAUUCCUUCUGGUGAGAUUAUUAUCAGUAGUUUUACUACAGAGGUCAUUGAGAUAUUAUGGGGGUCGGUUGAUGGUGCGACUGCUUAUCUGAUCUAUCUGGAUAAUGUGUUUGUGAAAAUUGUCAGUAAAGGAAGCAAACUGUCCCACACAUUUGACGAUUUAACACCUGGACAGGAAUAUGAGAUGAAAAUACAGGUAUCUGGAGGGAACGUUGAUGAUAGUGUUAAGAUGCAGCGUACAAAACCAAAUGAUGUUUUACAGAUUGUCAUCAAUGGGGCUUCAUCUGGGCCAUCAUCUAUAAGUUUCUACAUGUUCACUCCUGGUGGUGUCUACAGCGCAUUCCAGAUUACUUAUGACCCUCCAGACGGUACCACUGUAUCCCCAAUCUUGCUGACUGUGGUGGACCCUGAUGUUAAUGAUUAUGAGAUUACGUUGAAUGGACUUACACCAAGUAGAGAGUAUGCCAUCACAGCUGUUACAUUGUCAGGAACUGGAUACAGCCAAACAAAAAGUGACCCUUAUGUGGUAAAAUACAUCACAGAAACUGCUGCACAAGCUGAAAUAACCUUUAACGACGUGAACACAGAUAGCAUUAACAUCACUUGGGGUGCAGCCACCGAGGAUUUCCAACUUUACUUGAUAUCGUACAGCCCGGCUGAUGGUGACCAGGGUGAAUACACACUGUUGACACGGUCUGCUGACAUGGACCUGGAAUUAUCUUUUACUGAUCUAACCCCAGGAAGACAGUAUACGUUUGAGGUAUCCAUCACAAAUAAUAAUGAAGAGGUUGUUAAGGAUACAAAACAGCAACGGACAAUUCCGAUUGCACCAUCGACUGUUAUCAUCACCGAUGUGUUUUCUACCAGCGUGGCAGUCACCUGGUCGGCGGUAACGAUAGGCGAGUUUGACCAAUACCAGGUUUCCUACAUCAACCCCGAGGGGGAUGAGAUGGUCGCUGGCAGUGUUGAUUCAGAUACACGACAGUUCUCCAUCAAUGGUUUAUUGUCUAUUACUGAAUACACUAUCGUGGUUUAUUCCGUCAGCGGUACUGGCUCACUUCAAACACUAAGUGAAGCCGCGACGACUACUACUAUUACAAAGAAGAUUGUCUUAGAUGUACUUGUUAGCAGCCCUUCACUAGUCAUCUUGGGAUGGAGAGAACCUCAAAAUGUUGGAGAUUUCACCGAUUAUGAGAUAGAGUACGCACCAGAUGACGGGGAACCGGGAUCUGGUGAACGUUUUACAAGGGAUCCCAAUCCGAGUACUUUAAUCCAGGGUGUGUUCAGUAGUCUGACUGCUGGACAAGAGUACACGUUUACUUUAUUUUUAAUACAAGGCUCAACAAAGACACAGAUUGACAUUUUAAAGGUUCAGACAGGUGAGAUAACGAGACCAUAA
Saccoglossus kowalevskii is the source of this 5400-nucleotide messenger RNA. RefSeq names its product tenascin-N-like. The record is from RefSeq and is a predicted model, not a curated record. Gene Ontology annotation, molecular function: protein binding. Lineage: Eukaryota; Metazoa; Hemichordata; Enteropneusta; Harrimaniidae.